AUGAUAUGCCUUCGAGCCCUACAGACUAAGACUGCCGAGGAGGUAGCUUUUCACCUGGUUGAUAUUUUCUGUGAUAAAGGAGCCCCUCAUAUUCUUCAAUCUGACAAUGGGAGAGAAUUUUCAAAUAAGGUAAUUAAGGAAGUUCUGGCUAUGUGGCCAGAAUGUAAGCUAGUUCAUGGGAAACCAAGAUAUUCUCAAUCACAGGGUUCCGUGGAACGAGCAAACAGAGAUGUUGAAGCAAUACUCGCUUGCUGGAUGAAAGAUAACAACACUACACAAUGGUCAAAUGGACUGCGCUUUGUUCAGUGGCAGAAAAACACGCGCUUCCAUUCUGGAAUUGGCAGGACACCUUAUGAAGCCAUGUACGGAGAAAGGGCUCAUCUUGGUAUUUCUGCUGUCAAAAUACCAGAAGAAAUAAUGGAAGGCAUGGAGACAGAGGAGCAGCUUGCAGAAGCACUUUGUUUAGUUAAUGAAGAAGAUCAAAAUGUAGAACAGGGGAGAAGUGCUGAAAGUUGUGCCAUAAAUUGCAACUCGUGUGGUCAAAACAUUCCAUGUCAUCUUUCUGGUCAGUGUUGUUCAACUGUAAAUGACAAUGUUGAUGAUCCUGUGCUCUGUUGCCUAUGCAAUAGAAAUCGUAGCAUUCAGGCUGAACGAAGGGAAUCGAAAAUACAACAAGAGAAGCAAGCUAAAAAAAUGAAGGAUAAAUCAGUACAGUGUUUCAAGCCAGCCCUUGCAGGGGACACUGUCAUGGUUCCUAUUCCACUUGUUGACCGUGGACGAGCGGAGUUUGCGAAUGCAAAGGCAAUUAUAACUGAGACAAUGGAUGGCGGAACUUACAAACUAGGGCAAAACACAUGGUUUACUUAA
Macrobrachium nipponense is the source of this 867-nucleotide messenger RNA. Its product is annotated as KRAB-A domain-containing protein 2-like. Gene Ontology annotation, molecular function: nucleic acid binding. NCBI's taxonomy places the organism in Eukaryota, Metazoa, Arthropoda, Malacostraca, Decapoda, Palaemonidae. The record is from RefSeq and is a predicted model, not a curated record. The coding region runs from base 1 to 867 and encodes 288 amino acids. Gene Ontology annotation, biological process: DNA integration. The transcript has a single exon.